AUGGAUUUCAAGCGCAUCUCUAUCUUAAUUAGCUUCUGGCUGAUUUUAAGCUAUAUCUUGUUAGACCACUCUCAAGGAUUUGAAAACAGGUUGAGUAGCAGAAGAGUUCGAAGAAAACUUCAGAGACAAGAACAACCAAAUCGAAGACAUAAACAAAGCGGAAAGGAAAUGGCUCUUUCAAUGUUCUCGCGGUUCGUGGUAUGUAAGUUUGGCUAUUAGUGAAAAUAUACGUGCUGUGUGCUUUUCUGAAAAAUUCACUAAGCUCUUAUUAUUAAAGUUAAGAUUACGGAAGAAAGUCGGCAAUCAUGGGCGAAAAAGAUGGAUACCGAGUGUUCCAACGAAACUACCAAAAUUAAUCGUUAAGUGGUAAACUUUUUCUUUAAGUAGUUUGAUUGUUUGUUUGUAUAUUUUGCGUUUUUGUCUUUAAGUGCAACGUCUAUUUCUUAUCUGCCGCCCUUCCUUUGAGCAGUAAGGUAUUUCCAACGCAGUGUUCAGCUCCAUGAAAAGCAAUCGGAUCUCUUCUCUCUUUCAGGCCAUCACUCAUUUGUAGUGAAUGCAGUAACUGUAGUGCUCUGUUAUUUCCCUGAGUCAUAUGGCCUUUGCAUUAAUGAGGUUGCAGUCAAUGAAAAUGGCCUGUUAAGUUAAUUGUUGGAAACUGAGUGGAAAAGAACCCGGAAAAUAUUUAUGAAUGUACAGGUUAUUGACUGACUAAUUGAUGUUUUUAAUGUUUCUAUUUAUUUGAUAGAACGCAUCCAUGAGGCAUUCGAAUUCUAUCAGGCACAGUGCUUCCCAGCAGGUCAAAGAUAAAUUGCAUAGCAUCGUUACCCAAGAUGACUCCAAACUGAGCGCCGUCCGGUUAAGUGUGAGGACGAAGCAGGCCAAUGGCAAGAACAAAACGAGUACGGCGUCCAAAGAGAAAACUUUAAAGCUUAAUUAA
Messenger RNA from Porites evermanni, 937 nucleotides. Lineage: Eukaryota; Metazoa; Cnidaria; Anthozoa; Scleractinia; Poritidae. The record is from the annotation of a GenBank genome assembly.